Molecule: messenger RNA, 852 nt
Organism: Xylona heveae TC161
Lineage: Eukaryota; Fungi; Ascomycota; Xylonomycetes; Xylonales; Xylonaceae
Exons: 5
Coding region: 175-852 (225 amino acids)
Source: RefSeq, a predicted model, not a curated record
AACGGAGUCUCGGAGAUCAUCGAUAUAUACACCUACUUAAUCAGAAUUGCUUUACAUUAUUUUAGAACUUGGGAAAGCUUCUAUUAAAACCGUGCUCCUAUCACUACGAAUCACAUCUCUACAGGCAAGAUAAUUCUUGCGAAAAAAAAAAUAAUAUUCAACAAGAACACAGUAAUGCCCUUUCGACUCGGUCAUAUCCCCAGGAACGUCCACUUCCUCGAUGGAAACGACGACGAGGUUUUUGGAUUUUUCCAGAACGGAUCAGUCACCUGGGACGAGAUACGAGAAUGGCUGGAUGAUCUCCUACUUCUUCUUCCACAAAUGCCGUCAGACAGCUAUUGUAUUUGGACAUGUCCAGACGACCAUGUCCUUGCACAGCAUGCUUUGCAUGCAACCCGUGUCGACAUGCUGUCAAGUCAUAUGAAUGAGAUUGUUCGCGCUGGGUUUUAUGCCAUUUUAUCUCCGGAAGGGAGUAAAGUUGAACUGCAGGUUACAGCAGAUCAGGCAAUGCCAAGGGUUGUCUCUUUGGCAAACUCAUCUGGUGAUAGAAAUGAAAUGGCGUUCCGAGAGAGAGUACGGCACCGAGAUCUCCGCUGUGUUGUAUCUGGCCGUCCGGUCCGCGCGGGGCUGUUUGACAGGUUUCAUGCGGCCCACAUUUUUCCUGUACCGCAGCUAGAUGUGUGGCGGAGCGGUGGUUGGUCGGCACUGCUUGAAGAUGACGAUUUCCCUGGGAAAACGGGCAUACAUUCGAUCCAAAAUGGAAUUCUAUUAGAUGCGUCGGUGUAUAUUGAGUUUGAAAAGUAUCAUGUUGCUGUCGAUCCGGAUAGUAUCACUAUAUCACUAACAACUUGA